AUGGCGAAACACAACUCUUGCCAACGGCAGCAACAACAGGGCAUCUGGAACGGAACCCACGACUUGAAUAAGAAACGAGGGUUUCUCUUUUGGUUUGUACAGAACCUUUUCCCCCUCCUCGGGAGCUUCACCGCUCGCCCCUUGCUACCGAGCACGAUCCCCUACCCUCUCACUCCUAUCCUCCCCUCUCUCUGCCUCUCGCUGCUCUUCGUCGCCUCCACCGCGUAUACAGAAUCUAUCACCCUUUCCCGCUAUCCGGUAGCGUACAAGGCUUAUCAGGCGCGGGUGGGCAAGUUCAGCCCGGGGCAUGCGGUCAUGAAGUAG
Molecule: messenger RNA, 324 nt
Organism: Dacryopinax primogenitus
Lineage: Eukaryota; Fungi; Basidiomycota; Dacrymycetes; Dacrymycetales; Dacrymycetaceae
Exons: 5
Coding region: 1-324 (107 amino acids)
Source: RefSeq, a predicted model, not a curated record